This is a messenger RNA of Drosophila serrata, 929 nucleotides long. RefSeq names its product Baramicin B (gene BaraB). Lineage: Eukaryota; Metazoa; Arthropoda; Insecta; Diptera; Drosophilidae. The record is from RefSeq and is a predicted model, not a curated record.
UUAGUUAUAGCUCAGCUUCAGAACACACUGGUCGUAAUGCAUAUUUUUGGACUACUCGUGGCGAUCGUUUGCGGUCUACUCUGCGUCGCUGCCGAUCCCCAGCACACAUACGAUGGCCGGAAUGGACCCCACGUCUUUGGCACGCCGGGCAAUCAAGUCUACAUACGAGGACAGAACGAUGGCGCGUACACUGUGCCCGGAGUGGCCGGCCAGUUCCAGCACUCAUCGGCGCCCAAGGAACACGUCUACACGGACGAACUGGGCAACACCUAUGUAAAUCAUAGGAAGGCUGGACGACCAGGUGGUUCCCAUACAAUCAGCGGUCCUGGUCUUGUCGCUGUAAAUCCCUCUUCGUCCUAUCCCGUAGCUGCCGGUGGCCCUGCUCUACGUAGACCACGUAGCCCCCAGUUCCAUGUGGAGAGGCCUGGUCGCACGGUUGAUUACGGCAACGGUGGAUUUGUGGUUCAAAGGCAGAGCCGCAGCCCCCAGUUCCAUGUGGAGCGACCUGGUCGCACUGUGGACUACGGAAACGGUGGAUUUGUGGUUCAAAGGCAGAGCCGCAGCCCUCAGUUCCAUGUGGAGCGUCCUGGUCGCACUGUCGAUGUCGGUUCGGGUGGAUUUGUAGUUCAAAGGGAGCGCCGCAGCCCCCAGUUCCACGUGGAGCGUCCUGGUCGCACUGUGGACUAUGGCAACGGAGGAUUUGUGGUGCAGAGGAGCAGUCGCAGCAUUAAUGAUGCCCGCGUGCAGGGUGAGAAUUUUGUGGCUCGUGACGAUCAAGCUGGCGUGUGGAAUGACAAAGUUUCGGAGUGGAAGCGGACGGACGGACGAACAGUUAUCGUGGACAGCAAUGGAAAUGUCCAUGUCUCUGGCCAUGGACAUGAUCAAGUUUGGUAGAAUGUGUACGAAGCGAGAUAUUAUUUAUCAGCCCC